Spinacia oleracea (spinach) is the source of this 3810-nucleotide messenger RNA. Its product is annotated as kinesin-like protein KIN-6. Gene Ontology annotation, molecular function: microtubule binding; microtubule motor activity; ATP hydrolysis activity. Lineage: Eukaryota; Viridiplantae; Streptophyta; Magnoliopsida; Caryophyllales; Amaranthaceae. Gene Ontology annotation, cellular component: kinesin complex; microtubule; nucleus. The record is from RefSeq and is a predicted model, not a curated record. Bases 802 to 3498 code for a protein of 898 amino acids. The transcript has 19 exons. Gene Ontology annotation, biological process: microtubule-based movement.
CUCCGGUUCAGUUUUUUUGCACUUUGAUUUUUUGUGCCCUAUUCUUCCACAAUUUACACAGAAAAUGAAUACUCCCUCAUAUCUAAUAACAACCCAGAAUUUUCGACCAACUGGGUUUACAAUAAAGAAACCCGGAACCAGCGGCUGAUUGAGCUCAAUCCAAAUUUUAGCUCGAAGAUAUUCCUUAGGAACAUAUGAAAAGGCCUUUGGAUCUUAGUGAAUGACUGUAGCAAAUUUUGAUAAAGCUUUCUUUACCACUUCCAGUCUGUUAUAUUUCAAUGGAAUUCCUUCAUCCGUUACCCAUAUAGAGGUUUUAUCAAAAUUAUGAAUUUUCAUUGCGAUUUCAGAGGAAAUAGGAUGGAAAGAGAUAAAGGCACUUUGAAAACAUGCACACCCUUUGUAUAAAAGUACAUCCCGAUCCCUGGCUUCUUUCCAAUAGAAGAAGAAAAUCUUCCUCUUUGAUUUUGGAACUCGUAUAGGAUCUCUUAAUCUCCAACAAUUACUCACCCAAUUUUGGAACUAAUUUUCAGUAAAAUCACGAUAAUCUAAACACUUACCAACAACAUCCUGUUCUAAGUUAUUCGUUCCAUGAACUUCAUCUUCACCUUGUACUUGUAUUAAUGGACCCAUUCUUUUUAAUCCAUUCGCAAAGCGUUCAUUUUUUAGAGAGAGGGGCUCCCAAUUUUUAGAGAGAGGGUUUUUAAAGUCAAAAGUGUUGUCACCGCUUUUUCCAAUUCAAAUAAUAAGCACGUUAAAUUCAAAAUUUCCGUCCUCUUCUUCUCUCUUCAAAGGAACGAGAAAAUGGAGUGGAAUUCACCUGAACCUCCGCGGAGUAUCACAGUUCGCCGAAACCCGCACCGGAGUGCAAGACCGACCACCACAAACGCCGCACCAAAAACCUCUACCUCUCAUUCUCUUUCCUCUAAAAAUCUGAAAAUCCCCAAUUUCCCACUUGAUGACAUUUUAUCUAUGGAUAUCCAACUCAAUACAAACCCUAAAAUUCCAUCCCCAAAUCCUCCAAAUUCUCUCAACGUCUUCCUUAGAGUACGCCCCCUCCCAAUCGCACCUCCGAAAUCGAAACAGAUUAAGCCGAGUAAACCUAGUAAGAGUUGCCUUACCAUCAACGAUUCUCAGUCUAUUACGAUUUCGCCCCCAAUUCGCGAUAAUAGAUUGAAAUCAGAGGUUUUCAACGGAUUUUCCCAUGUUUUUUCCUCUGAUUCUUCUCAGGAUGAAGUGUAUGAGAAGCUGAUGAGACCAAUGGUUGAGGAGUUUCUUAAUGGAAGAAGCGGGCUUUUGGCUGCUUUAGGGCCUAGUGGCUCUGGGAAAACUCACACCGUUUUCGGGUCUGCUAAAGAACCCGGUUUGGUGCCCCGUGCUCUUCGCCGCAUUUUUGAGUCUGACGCAGGGAAAUCAUCUUUGGUGUCGAGGUCGAUUUAUUUAUCCGUUUUUGAAAUACAUUCAGAGAAAGGAAAGGGAGAAAAGUUGUCAGAUUUGACUCCAGAUGGGUCUGAUAUCUAUAUGCAACAAUCUGCUGUUAAGGGCCUUAAAGAGAUAUUGGUCAAAGAUGUUGCACAAGCAGAAUCUUUACUAACUCAUGCAAAGUCAAAACGCGCCACUGCAACGACAAACUCAAAUAGUCAAUCCAGCCGCUCACAAUGCAUAAUUAACAUUCGAUGUGCUGCUGAAGACACGGAGGGAGAGAGUGAAGCAGUAUUGACUUUUGUUGACCUUGCUGGUGCUGAAAGAGAAAAGAAAACUGGAAAUAAGGGUGGAAGGCUACUUGAAAGUAAUUUUAUCAACAACACGUCAAUGGUUUUUGGCUUGUGCUUGAGAUCAUUAUUGGAGCAUCAGAAGAAUCCUAAAAAACCACUGCAGAAACACUUCAAGAGCUCACUGCUGACAAGAUAUCUACGAGACUAUUUGGAAGGCCGGAAGCGUAUGGCUUUGAUUUUGACAGUAAGAUCUGGGGAAGAAGAUUACUUUGAUACGUCCUCUCUCCUUAGACAGGCUUCACCAUAUAUGGAAAUCAAGUUCUGUGACAUUGAAGAAACUUUGAAUUUACCCCGGAAUAAGAGGCGUCAUCAGAUUAUUGGCAAUGAGCAGAAGAAAAGAGUGAAGUUGACUAUUGCUGAUGGCAGGAAUGAUGUUACAGUGAUUAGUAGAGAUUCCGAGACCUUCCAGACAAAGGAAGCUAAAAGUAGAGAAAUCUUGGACGGAAACAAUGGAAUUCCUGUAUCAAGAGUGGAUGAGAAUUUACUUCCAGAGGUGAAUUGUACUGAUUCAAACAUACAUAGGCAGUACUAUUUCAUGCAAGGUUUCUCCAAGGCUCUUUGGGUUGUAUUGAAGCAGUAUAAGGAGAGAGUCAAGACCAUGCAAAAAGAUAUAAAUAUCCUGACAGAGAAUCUUAGAGUUGGAGAUGCUAAAUAUCUGGUGAUGGAAGAAGAACUACUUAAGCUAAAGUCUCAAUGUUCAUGUCCAAAUCAAGUUAUUGGUGUGACCAGUUGUUCAAUGGGAGGCCUAAAUUCUGAACCCAGUUUCUGCGAGGAAGAGUUUACAGAUCAUGGUAAAGUAGUUUCUACAGACGUACAAGGGCUUGCAUGUCUUGAAUGUAAGGAAAAAGAAAUCCUUCAUUCGUCUGGGGAAAAGUGCACUCUCCAUGUAUGUGAGCUAUUCGGGGUGGCAGCACCAGAAGAACCACAUGAAUGUUCUGUUUCAGAAUGCAAAACUACUAAUUUGUCCUGCGAGAAAGCUUUGCAUACAGAAGGCAAAGUUGAUGUAACUUUGAUACCAAAAUCAUCUGAAAAUCAUGAUUUGGAGGAGGAAAGUCAAUCUGGAUCCGUAACAGAUGGAUUACAAGAACUUCAGGGGUCUAGAUGUGUUAAUGCUUUAAAGGUUCAUCUUGGGGAUUCAUCAUCAGGGCCAAAGAGUAUUCUUUCUGUUGAUGAGAGUAUUGACACUGAUUUCAUCUUGACAAGUCCUCACAAAGCUAACCUAUCUUCUAAUGAGUUGAAAAUAUUUUCACCACAUAAUCAUCAGGUACAUCAGUCGCUGAUGGAAUAUCAAACUCCACAUGACAUGAGUAAAAUUGAUUGCCAUGAGAGUGGUCAAAGGAAGAAAUGUGAUAUUCAAUCAACAGAUGCUGCUGCUUGUUUGCACAGGUCACAUGUUGUGGAUUUGAUAGACCAAGGCGAAAGUUGUGGCCGUGACACACCAAACAAUAUUGAUAAAGAAAAUGCUGGAAAUGGUCCAGGAAGCAAAUCAAGGCUGGAAAAGAAGGAAACUUCUCACUCUAAACCUUCAAAAGCAGGAAGGCCUAAAAGGCGACUUAUGCCAGCUUCGUCAUUGUUGUUGAGAGAUACUGGUAGUAUUGGUGCUAUUGAGGAGAACAUACACUUCAGGGGAGGUAAAGGUGGACAAAAGCUGGUUGAAGAUGAACAUAAAAGAACCAAGGGCAAUGCCUGUCUUAUGCGACUACUGAAGAACCAUCUACCUCGAUAGUAUGCGACUGCUUAAAUAGCGUAACCUUUUAAAGAUGGAGCAGUUCUUUUUUCCUUGUGCUCAGUUGCAGAUAUGGAAGUGUUUAUGCAUAAUUAUAUGUAGUCCACAUUGCGUGUAACCCUAUCAAGGGGAGGGGUUUGCUUGUAUGUACAUCUAUCUUAAGAUUUAUGCAAACUGCAAGUACAUGUUUUUGUACUAGUUUUAACCCGUAACAAACGACUAAGGGGAGGGAUUUUGUUGUGUAGAUAAGUAUAUUUCUAAGGUUCUUUUGGCAGAUCAACAACCAUCAGAUUGUACAGCUUAUGAAUUACA